Molecule: messenger RNA, 5068 nt
Organism: Entrophospora candida
Lineage: Eukaryota; Fungi; Glomeromycota; Glomeromycetes; Entrophosporales; Entrophosporaceae
Source: the annotation of a GenBank genome assembly
AUGCUUGACGAUCUUAUUAUUUAUUGUGUAGAGGAAAUCGCCUUUGAAGGAAACGAAGGUUGUGAGAUUGAUAAAUUAUGGGAAUUUGUUCAGGACUUUUUCAAUCAACGUUCCAAGAAAAUAGAACAUACUUUCUUACCGAACUUUUCCCAAAUACCUAAUAUUGAUGACUCCUUUAAAGAGUUUUGUUGGAAGGAGUUUGUUGAUGUAAAUAAUUUGGAGUUUGGAGAUGAACUAUUUAAAUUUGAAGAAGUCAAUGUCAAUGAUAUGACAAUACAAGAUAUUAAAGAUGAAUAUGGUGAAAAUUUUAGGAUAAGAGCUUCUCCUGAAUUCCAGAAAGAAAUAAUUUAUGGACAAGUUGAUACAACAAGAACUGUUACAGCACAAGCUUAUAAAAUUUUACAACUUAUUGCAAAACAAAGAAGCUUGGGUGCAACACAAUCUGAUAUGUCAAAAGAAUUGAAAAUAGAUCCAAGAUCAUUUUUUCAUUAUUUAAAAACUCUUUGUAAUUAUGGAUUGAUUGUUAAACUUCCAGUCGUUACAAAAGGGAUACAUACAAAUCUUUGCAUUUUAAAAAGGUGUGCAUCACAAAAUCCUGCUUAUUCAGGAAAAACUGUUUAUUUGCCCUCAAGAAAAACAAUCGCAAAUUUGAAACCGGGUGAACCAGCGUUUACCUUUGAUCCAACUGAUAAAAUAAGUUGCGGUGUAUCUUUCAAUUCUGAAUUAAUAAGGAUAAGAAUGACUGAAAUUUUAAGCAAGGCUAAAAAUAAAGUUAUGUUGGCAACAGAUUUAAUGAUGAUGUUGUAUGGAGUUCAUAAUCCAACCAGGAAACAACGUCGAUUUUUUAAUCGAACAACGGGAAUUUUAACUGCCCAAGGAUUUAUUGAAAAAAUACAUGUCCCAAAAAAAAACGCAUUCAAACAAAUGGAACGGUGUUUUAGACUCAUCAAAUUAUAUGAAAAAAUUAAAGAAUCUGAUUUGGAUAAAGGAAAGAAGCUUGCUUUGACAACCACCGAAAAAAAUUCUUCAAAAUUGCAAAUAAGUUUACAAAAAUUAAUACCUGGAAUGCUAACUGAAUUACCUUUGGAUUAUCAAGUUUAUCAAUUGAUCCAAUACGCUGGAAACCAAGGAAUAACUGCUGCUGCAAUUCAAAAAACUCUUGAUAAAAUUAAUAAUCGUUACCUUUCUAAAAUUUUGGACCGGCUUAUUAAACCACCACCAAAAUCGAUGCAACAUUUUGCAAUUAGGCGUGCUUCUGAAUUUGAAGGAAGAAUAAGGCGCUACCGGUAUUUCUCAUUGGAAGCAUUUAAAAAAUUUGCAUCAGAUAAUAAGCUUCAAUUAUCAGAUGAUGAAAAAAUUGAACUAGAGGCGGUACAGCCUCUGGAAUCUCAACUUUGCUGGGAUCCAUUAAUAAAUAUUGUUCAAUGUUAUGAAUAUGGAAAUAUGGAAGUCGAUGAUGAUUUCUUGCCAGAUAAAAAAACUAGAGAACGCCGUCUAAAGAGGAAAAAGAAAAAAUUGCUCGGCAACAAUAAUAAUGAAGUUGUUGCUACGGUUGAACCAGAAGUUCCUAAAAAAAGAGGACGUCCAAGAAACAAUGAUACAGACGCAUCAUCAUCGAAAACUAAAAAAGUUAAAUUGGGACGCCCCAAAAAAAAGGAUACCGGCACAUCAUCAUUGUCAAUUAGUCAACUUGAAAAUAAAAAAGUUAAAUUGGGACGUCUAAGAAAAAAAAAUACUGGCAUAUUGACCCAACUCUUGGAGGAACACAAGGUAAUGGAAUGUAGUGCAGAUCUUGUGAAAACUUAUCAACAAGCUUUAACAAAAGAAAGCGGUAAUGUAACAUCUAUGCACGUAAUUGACAAAAAAACUUUGGCUAGAACUGGUAAUGCAAUGGAAGCAAAAGGACUUCUAAAACUAUAUAAUGUGUCAUUACCUUUAUUGAAUGGAAAUUCUCAAAAUAAAUUGUUAUUUCUUCAUCCAAGCAUGACAUCCUCAAGUCCUCAAGUAAAAGAAUAUGUCGCAAGACUAAAAGAUAAAGCAAUACUUAUAGGAAAAUCAUGCAAGCCAACUAGGAUCGAGGAUAUGAAUCUUGAAGUAGAGCCAUUAUCAGAGAUGCAAAAACCUCAAUCCAAUGAGAUGUGGUGGCUUCAUACUGCACGAAAUUAUGGUUGGAUCAACGCCAAAAUGAUUCGUGCCAAAAUUUUACAUCAAUACCUAAUUUCUAAAUUCAAUGAUGAAUCACCUAAUAACACAUGCAUUAAUAAAAUCAAUAGAACAUUUCAAACCAUAAUUUUACUUCGUGAUAUGCCAUUAGACAUAUAUUUGAAGAUUAUAGGUCAAACAAUUCCCAGUGAACCAUUGACCGAAUAUGUUUGUUCUGGCCAGAGCAUGUCUGUGAGUAUUAUUGACUUGCCUAAUGAAAUCCGUUCAUCAAUCUUUUCAGGAAAUUAUAAAUUUCGACAAAGUUUAAAGAGAUUGAUUGAUAUUUUGGUAGCUUUGAAAAUUCUUAAACCAAUUCGUCGAGACUUUGAUGAAAAUGGUAAUUCAAUUUUAGAUGUUAGCAAUAAUGAGUCAAUAGAAUGGUCAUUGUCAAAUGCAACAAUAUGUAGUCCACCGCAAACAUUGUUGGCACCAGCCUAUCAACUCAUUUAUAAUGUCCCGAUGAUCGAUUUUUCCAUUCCUGGCGUUAAUAGACCUAUCAUACGAAAUUAUCCGCUAGACACGAUAGAAGAUGUUUCAAUUUAUUGGAGCGAAUUGCAAUAUGUCGCUCAACAAAAAAUAGCAGAAGUAGCAGCAAAUAAAAGUGAUGAAGAGGAAGAUAUUAGUGAGUCUGAGGAUGCAGGUCAAGAAGCUUCUGAAAAAAGUGUACAAAAGAAAGGCAAAGCAUCCUCUCAAAAUCUAGAACCUGAUCCUUUGAGAUUUAUUACUUCAUCUUGUAAUUGGAAUUCUGGUUAUCCAUUGACAGCUAGACAAAAGAAACACCUUGAUCAUUAUGUUGAUAGUAAAAAGUCUAAAACACCAUUUGAAGAUGACGUUUUGUGUCGUCAAAUUGCACAAGAGUCUAGCCUUCCAUUUCAAAGAGUAAAAGCAUAUUUUAGAAGAAUUGAUGAAAGCUUUGAAAAGAAAAACAAAGAAGCCAAGGCAGCAAAACAAAGAGAAAGAAGAAACAAAGUUGCCGCAAGAUCCAAGAAUUAUGUUGGUAUUAUUGCAUCAGCAAAUGGUGAACCGACCUUCAGAAGAAAAAGGAAAGUAACAAAUGGUAAUAAUAAGUCUGGACUAAAAAAAUCGACAAAUGAUUAUCAAAAUCUUGGUGAAAAUAAAGAUGUCUUUCAAUAUGAUAAAACUAAAAAAAAGAAACAUCAAGAUAAACAAGAUUAUAAUGAGGAACAAGGUUCGGCCACUAUUGCUGAUGAAGAUGAAAAUAACUCACAACGACGUCCUGUCUGGUCUACUCAGGAAGAUGAAAUUCUUCUUUACGCUUAUGUCAUUCUUAAAAUUCGAUCACAAAAAUUUAGAUUCUUAUGGGGAGCAGUAUUAAAAUUAUUUCCAGAGAAAACCAACGAGAUGUGUCGCCGUAGAGUAAAUGUUUUAAUGAGAAAUGCAGCUACUGUUGAAUAUAUAAAUUAUUUGAUGAGUAGAUGGGAAAAAAUAUAUAAAGAGGGUGUGAAGAAAGGGGAAAUUAUUGAUCCGCAUUAUUCCGAAAUGAUAGAGUUUGAUCUUCCAGAACAAGUAGAUUAUUUCAUAAAAGCAUUACAAAAUUUGUCAAGAAAUGAUGAACCAAUUCCAAUAAUUUUAUUGCCUUCUGAUAUCCAAACUUUAUAUAAGCAUUUCGUAAUUUUAUAUUCAUCACCAACUCAUAAUCAGGAUAUAUAUUACGAGGAUAAACUUUCAGGGUCCUCAUUAAGAAAAAAAAUGAGCACUCUAUAUUCUCAUUCUUUUACAUGCCGAUUUAAUAAUCAAAACAGCAUAGACUAUUUUAAUAUUGAAAAUCUUACAGAGAAAGAUAUUAAAUUAGAGGCAAUUCAAGCAUUAAUUAAGGUGCUUGUAACCGAGUCUCUUGAAUUGAUUAAAGAUACGGGUGUAAUUGUUAGAGUAAAAGCAGGAAAUGAUAGAAGAGUACCUGGAAGAGGAUAUCAUGUUUCUGACAAAUUUUUUUCUCAAGCCAUUGAUUUCUAUAGAAAAUUCAAUGAUGUUAUUCUAUUUGAAAGAUUUUCAAAUAGUGCCAAUCCAAAUGACACUUUGUUUACAAAAUGUGUUAUCCCAGAUCAUAGAAGUAGAAAAAUUGAACCAUCACGACUCCAUUAUGACUUAUUUUUAAAACCUAAUCUGAACGCCUUUAAAGAAAGAAAUAACAAUAAAAAUAUUGAGAACAAGCUUAUCAAGAAUAUAUAUUUGGUUAAAGACAAGGAUGAAGCUUUAACUAUUUUAAAAACAUUACUUGAUUGUCUAGAUCAAGAAUCGCAAGAAGGUGUUAAAGAUGUUUUUGAAACCAUUCUUAGUUCCAAUCAAUUGGGUAUUUCAUUAAUAUCAUUAAAGGAGCACCUUGAUAUACCUAAUGAUGAUUUAUUGAGAUAUAUUGGUCUGUUAGAAUCACAAAAUCCAAGUCUAAUAAUGAAUGUAGGCUUUAAUAAUUCUCGUUACGUGUGCACAUUUUACGCAAAACUUUGGUUAGUAAAAACAAGUCGAGCACCUGUGUCUAAUCCAGCAAAAAGAGUAAAAUAUGAUUACACGAUAACAGAAAAUGCUUUACAUGUUGGAACAAACUCAACAACAAUUCAAUCAACUGGUACUAGUGGUAACAGAUUAGAAACAAAGUAUCAUCAACAAGAUGAAACUUAUACUUUGACUAGAAUGUGGUGUGAUAUUAAUGGAAAUUUUAUUGAAUCAGUUUUUCGUGGUUGUCUUGAAGCUUCAAAUAUAUAUCGAAAACUCGCACUUGUUAUGUCACGUUGUGAAAUUCAAGAUAUAUUGGAUGAAUUGACAACAAGAAAAGCUGUAAUGAAAACAUCUUUUAUAAAGCCUCCGAAAGUUACAUUGUUUUCCAAACCACGAGAAUUUAAAAAUUGUG